Molecule: messenger RNA, 3857 nt
Organism: Phragmites australis (common reed)
Lineage: Eukaryota; Viridiplantae; Streptophyta; Magnoliopsida; Poales; Poaceae
Product: putative disease resistance RPP13-like protein 1
Exons: 3
Coding region: 148-3486 (1112 amino acids)
Biological process (GO): defense response to other organism
Molecular function (GO): ADP binding
Source: RefSeq, a predicted model, not a curated record
CUCCAUGUGAGAAGCUAGCCAGAAGGCAUAAAACUCGCAGAGGACACCAAGGUCAAUGCCCUUAUUCUCUUUAGCCACACAAACAGAAACGCAUCUUAGAUCUCGCCAAUUCAAGUUCUUGUAGUUGGAGCACAAAGGUGCAAGUAGAUGGCCGGACUAAUUGCGUCUGGAAUCGUCAAGUGGACAGCAAGCAAGCUUUCUUCUCUAGUUGCUGAACCAGUUGGGUCAUCAUCCUCCGAUGAAGGAGCUGUUGCUCUUGAAGACCUCAGGGAGCUGCGGAGGACGAUGAUGAGGAUCCAGCGGACACUCGACGAGUCGGCUGAGCAUAGCAUCCGAGGUGAAACGGAGAGGCUGCGCCUAAGGGAGCUGCAGCAGUUCGUCUAUGAUGCCCAGGAUGCCGUUGACGCGUACAAGUUUGAGCUGCUGCGGCGGAGGAUGGAAGAUCAGGACAGGCGGGGCGAUGGUAGCGGUAGAAGCGGUCGCAAACGCAAGGGAGACAGGAAGGAACCAGAAGCAGACCCUGUACAAGUUCCUGUUCCUGAUGAGUUAGCAACAAGAGUAAAAAAGAUCCUAGAGAGAUUCAACGAAAUAACAAGGGCAUGGGAUGACCUCAAGAUGGAUGAGAACGAUGCCCCGAUGCUGGAAUACGAUGAUGAAAUGUUGCCUCUGCCGACCAACCCAUAUGCAGAUGAACCAAAUGUUGUUGGCAGAGAAGAAGACAAGGAAAACGUCAUCAAAUUGUUAACUGCAGGUGCCAGUCCUGAUGGAUGCCAAUUGUCUGUCCUUCCGAUUGUUGGUAUGGGGGGAGCGGGCAAGACAACACUUGCUCAGCUAGUGUACAAUGAUCGAAGGAUCUCUAAAUACUUCGACAUCAAGGGUUGGGUCCAUGUUUCUCCUGAUUUUAGUGUCAAGAACCUGGCAAGUAGGAUCCUCAUGUCAUUUACCAGAAGACAAUUUGAGGUAACUGAAAUGGAUGAUCUCCAAGAUGCACUAAUGGAGCAAGUACAAGGCAUGAAAUUCUUCCUUGUUCUUGAUGAUGUGUGGAUUGAAGACAAGGACCUUUGGAAUGCUUUGUUAUCCCCUAUGCUGAGUGCACAACUGGGAAUGAUCCUACUAACUACCCGUAAUGAAUCUGUUUCAAGAACUUUCCAAACAGUGUCUCCCUACCAUCUAAGCUUAUUACCUUUUGAUAAAUCAUGGAUAUUGUUUAAGCAGCUAGCAUUUGGAUUUGAUGUUAAAAAUAUCCAAGAGGUCUUUGAGGAAACCGGCAAGAAGAUUGUCGAAAAAUGUGGAGGAUUGCCUUUGGCAAUAAAGGCAAUUGCGAGUGCUCUUCGCUUUGAGCCUACUGAGGAGACAUGGAAAGAGAUAUUGGAUAGUGAACAGUGGGAGUUGCCAAGAAGUGAAGACAGUGUCUUGCCAGCACUCAGAUUGAGCUUUGAUCGAAUGCCAAAAAGCCUUCAAAGGUGUUUCAUUUUCCUCACCUUGCUUCCAAAAAGAUACCUUUUCUUGCAAGACAAUGUCAUAAAUCUGUGGAUGUCUAUGGAUGUCCUCAAGCAAGGUGGUCGCAAACGGCUAGAAAAUAUUGGCAGCUUGUACUUUGAUGAUCUGAUACAAAGGACAAUGAUACAGCGAACCCAAUCUGAUGAUGGAUUUGAGUGUUUCAUCCUGCAUGAUCUCAUCCAUGAUCUGCUACAGUUUGUCGCAGGUGAAGAUUUCCUGAGAAUAGACACCCAGUACUCCAAUGGAUUAGCUCAAAGUUAUCGAUAUUUAUCAUUGGUUGCUAGUUCCUCCGAUGCUAAUGUAAUGUUGCAUUCAGCACAUAUUCCAGAAGGCCUCAGAAUAUUUCAAAUUGUCAAUGCAACAGACAACUCAAAUUGCUAUUCCAAGUUGUUCUCCUUCAAUAUAAAUGUGGCAAUUGCUGAUCCACUAUGGAAAAGUUUCGGACAACUACGAGUUUUAGAUUUUAGUCACACUGGACUCAAGACAUUGCCAGAUUCAAUUGGAGACUUAAAACUGUUAAGGUACCUUUCGCUUUUCAAAACGCAAAUUACAUAUAUCCCUGAAUCUGUCUGCGGCCUGCUAAACCUCAAGGUCUUGGAUGCAAGAACAUACAGUCUAGUUGCUAUUCCACAAGGAAUCAAGGACUUAAUCAAUCUCCGCCAUCUACUGUUCGAGCAACGAUCCCCGUUAUGCAUGCCAAGUGGGGUUGGACAAUUGACGAAGCUGCAGUCCUUGUCAAGGUUUAGCAUUGGAAGUGGGAGCUGGCAUUGCAACAUUGCGGAGCUACACGGCCUUGUGAACAUCCGUGAAGAGCUGUUUAUUACUGGACUAAGGAGAGUAAGCAAUGUUGAUGACGCACAAACUGCUAAUCUGGUCAGUAAGAAACACUUGCAAAAACUGACAAUGGAAUGGGCCGAUGGAUCAUUGCCUGGCAGAUGCAGCCAUCAUUCUGGAAAUGAAACAGACCUUGUCAUUACACCAGAGUUGGAGGAGGCAGUUUUUGAGAGCUUCCGGCCACACCGGAACCUGAAGGAGUUGGAGGUAGCCAACUAUGGCGGCUACAGAUAUCCGAGCUGGUUAGGGCAUUCUAGCUUCUCCCAACUGACAAAGAUAACUCUGCAUGACCAAAGGUGUGAAUUCCCUCCUCCACUGGGCCAAUUGCCUCAGCUCCUUGAGCUCUCCUUGCAAUGGAUGAGAGGUGUUCAGCACCUCGGGAAGGAGUUCUGUGGACAAGGUGAUACAAGAGGCUUCCCUUCGCUGAAGGAUCUGGAGUUCGAGAACAUGCCAACUUGGGUGGAAUGGUCUGGAGUAGCUGAUGGUGACUUCCCUUGCCUCCAUGAACUCAGAAUUAAGGAAAGCAUUGAACUAAGGUAUCUUCCACAACGUCUGUCUUCCUCCUUGUCAAAAUUGGUGAUCAAGAACUGUGAUAAGCUACACAAGCUUCCAGCUCUUCCAAACCUUUCUAGUUUGAUUCUAAAGGGAAAACUCAAUGAAGAGUUAUUUUCUGACCUGGACUUGCCGUUGCUGAGAGCAUUGAAGGUGUCUCUUUCUCACAACAUUGAGUGCAUCCUGCUUCAGAACCUGCCAUCGCUAGAGCUUCUGGUGAUUCGCACAUGCCGGAAGCUGCAGGCAUUAGGGGGCCUUAGAAAUCUGCGAUCACUCAAGCUAUUGAACAUUAUAGCAUGCCCAAAACUGCAUCUCACAUGUGAUCAGCCUCUUCCCCAACAGCUCGAGCGGCUUAGUAUCUUAAAAUGUCCACAGCUAGAAGACUGGUUGGAACUCCAAAAUGCAGAACUCUAUGAUGAGCUACAGCCUGAUCAUGUAAGCGAUGAAGACCGAGAAGCUCUUGAAGUGCUGUGGGAUGACACAGAUGACGAAGUUCAGGAAGAGUUCUUAGAUAUAGCUGAGGAAGAGGAUGAUGAUGGUGAUGAAUCAGACAUCGGUCCAUUAGGUUUCAGCAUUGAUGACGAUGACCAGGACAAUUAGAGAACCUAAAAUUGCUGAGCCAAGGAAAGUUGAUCAGCCAUUGCACGAUUAGUUUCAUAUUUGAACAUGGAUUAAGAUGUAAGGCAUAAAAAUGUCUCUGCAACGAGAUUUCUGGUGAGGGAGGGGUAUGAAUGUGAGCCUCACCCGUAGAAGUUAAAACCGAUGGUAACAUAGGUAGACCAUUUUUACUCGUUCAUAUGGACUUGGGAGUGUGCUCUGCUCGCUCUUCUCAUCUUGAUAAUUCUGAAUGUUGGGAAUCGGCAGUUCGCAGCUCACAGGCGCGCCAGCGACCUACUGACGAAAAUCAGCGAGUUGCUGGGUGUGCUACAGUUGCUAACGAAACUGAAGAAACUCUGAAUUUUGCUCUGGGA